This is a messenger RNA of Tyto alba (common barn owl), 7535 nucleotides long. It is a transcript of the gene HIPK2, whose product is annotated as homeodomain interacting protein kinase 2. Gene Ontology annotation, biological process: peptidyl-serine phosphorylation; intrinsic apoptotic signaling pathway in response to DNA damage by p53 class mediator; positive regulation of transcription by RNA polymerase II. NCBI's taxonomy places the organism in Eukaryota, Metazoa, Chordata, Aves, Strigiformes, Tytonidae. Gene Ontology annotation, molecular function: protein tyrosine kinase activity; transcription corepressor activity; transcription coactivator activity. The coding region runs from base 2690 to 6283 and encodes 1197 amino acids. The transcript is spliced from 15 exons. Gene Ontology annotation, cellular component: PML body; cytoplasm; nucleus. The record is from RefSeq and is a predicted model, not a curated record.
AGUGGCAGGCAGUAUUAUUUCAGGGGUUUGAGCCAAAACUUUCUCUCUCUCUCUCUCAUUAAAUUACAACUAAUGCAAGUAGUAUUGUGAAGGAGGAAUUUGGGAACUGUUGUUCAUCAUCCAAUCGCUUGUAACGAAUGUGCUGCUCAGUGCCAUAGCCCAUAGCCUAGCUGAGAAGUAAUUCACUUGGUAUUUGCAGGCAUGACAUGCAUGCCAUAAGAAUUCCACUGUUAGCAUUAUUCCAGCAUUAGCGUGGGGAUAUGAAAAUAAAUGAUGAGCUAUUGUUUUUCAUUAUGAAGUCCAGGCUUUUUGCUCAUCCGUCUUUUUCCCUUCCUCCCUCUGUGGAAGGAGCAGUCUCUCCGUUCCUUUCACUUUCGGAGCAGGCUGGUUGUGCCCUCACUCAUCCCAGCUCCCCUGGCCCCCUUCCAGACCAGCACCCUUCCGCUGCUCCCUCCGCCUGUCUCCUCCUGGGUUUGGAGAUCAGCCUCAGUGGUCCUUUACAUUGCUGUAGGAUAUCACUGCAGGUCAGAGCGGACCUCAUCAUUCUGUUAUGGGUCUACAAAGCUGCUUUGCCAUCACCAUCCCUCAAGGGGACCGAGCCCUGCUCUUCGUGGUUGCAGGGGCAGGCUCAGAGUUUGGUGGCAGGUCAGCAGUUUGGUACUUUGAGGUCAUCUGCAAGCCUUAAGUGACUCUUCUACUAUUAAAAAAAAAAAAAGAAAAAAAAAAAAAAAAGAGGGAAAGCUCUUGAGGCAGCUGUCAGUCUGGAUGGUCUGGAUGUGCAGGACCAGAGCCAAGCAGUCUCUGCUGGGGUCUGCAGGCAUUUUAAACCAGUGCUUAAAAGAAGUCCACAAGGGAAACAAGAGGGAUCUGUGACCUGUGGUUGUGAGGGACAUCCCUGUCCAUUCCAGAGGGCUUUCCUGUGUUUCCUGCAGAGCUUUAUAAAUGUGAAGGAGUUAAGCAUUACGGGGGAAUGAGGUAGUUAAGCAUUAUUUAUCCCUACUUUCUACCGGGGGCAACCAAAGAAGAAAGCGUAGCAGUUUCAGAGAUGACCCCCUGUUUCUGGGAUCAUCGGUUCAUGGGGCUGGUUUAAGCUGGCGCUCAAAAACACCCACCCGUGCAAAAUGAAAGAGCGCUUUGGGAAGCCAGGCUUAAAUAUUCCCGUGAAAUCCCUGGACUGAGUCAGUACCAGCGCCAUACAGGAUUCCUGAGCUCUUAAUCUCGUUCUUAAUCAACUAACCUAGGCAGUCUUUCAUGUCAUUGAGUUGCUGCUCACUCCAGUGGCCGCAGCCCGUGGUGGCUGUUCAGCAGAAGGCCUGGCUGAGCUGAAGGCAGAUGGCUUGUGCUGAUCCUACUACUAUUAACUCCACCACUCCUCUGCACAGCAAGCUGCUCCCUUUGAACAUCAGCAGACCUGUUUUUUAAAAGCCCUGCAGCCCAGCCUUGUGUGACAGAAUAGCUCAUUUUGUCAGGGAAAAAGAUACCUUGGCAAACUUUUGAGUGUAAGCUGUCAAGGAUAACCUCGAGACGCUGGAAGAAGGAGCCAUCGGCUUUGAGGAGAGAGCAUCAGCCAGCUGCAGGUGUCACAUUCCCACCUGAGAGGGGACGCGUGAAAGCUGUUGCUUUUUCCCCCCAUUUUCUUUAUUCGCCCUCUCGGAGGAGCAGCGUACGCACCGGCGUGUUCUGUGACAUUGCUUUGCGCGUCAUCGCUGUUAUGAAAUCCAAAGCUGCUGGAUUGCUGUACUCGUCCCGCCCCGCGCUGUGCUGCCAGCGUACCUCGGGGACUGGUGUAGCCCUGACCCGUGGGUCUCCUAAAACGUCUCGGGCCACGUAACUCCUUCUCUCUGCCACCCACGUGCAGUGCACGGCCUCCAGCACCGACGGCGUGUGCGGCUCUCACCGGUUCACAGCAGGGCAGCUGCAGUGUCCCACGUCUCGGAAGCAGGGAGGCUCUGUCUCUUUGCCUGAGCUCCUCCACGCAGCCCCCUCUCAGCCCUGACUGUGACUGCCAAGGUCCCUUCCACUGGGAAGCGAUACCUGCACUCAGUUCUUCUCGGAUUUUGCAAUAUGCAUAAGGGGGGGGGGUGGUGGUGGUGACACUGGCUGUGAAGCCAUUAACUCAUACUUACUUGUGAUCUAAGAAAGCGAUUUCAGUUCAGACCUCAAAGGGCAAGCUGCUGUGUGAUUUAAAAUUGUGCUACCAGCAGAAGCAUGUGACCUCCUGGUAUGAAAAAGCAGGAGGAGAUUAGCAAAGAAGUAAGCUUCUAAGGUACACAAAUGUCCACGGGGGGGGGGGGAAAAAAAAAAAAAAAAAAUCUUAUUAGAAGAGUCAGUUUGUCUGUGUAAGAGAAGGCUGGGGAAAUGACUAAUUUGCUGGUUCUGUGAUACGUGCAAUUUGAUUCAGUUGUUCCUCCUUUGAUUCAGGCCCCCUCCUUCGCUUUCCAUACCCCCUACCUCGCCUUGGCUUUUUCUGCCUUUUAAGAGAGAGCGGGCGAGGGAGGGUGGAAGGGCUCAGGGAGGAAGGAGUUAAGGGAAUGCUCAGUGGGGAUUAUAAAACAGCCAGGCACUUGGAAACAGUUAAGAAGAGAGAAACAGAUCUGCCAGGAGGGAGUGUGGCACUGGAGCCGGUGGUUUAUUUUCAUGCCUCCCUCCACGGCGAUGCAGAAGGCUCUCCUGCAAUGGGGAUGGAGGUAUGGCCUCGCAUGUGCAAGUUUUCUCUCCUCACACCCUUCAGUCAAGUGCCUUCUGUAGCGUGAAGAAACUGAAAGUGGAGCCGAGUUCAAACUGGGAUAUGACUGGGUACGGCACACACAGCAAAGUCUACAGCCAGAGCAAGAACGUGCAGUCCUCCCAAGCAGCCGCCGCAGCAGCCGUCAACGCCUCCCUCCAGAUCCCCAACCCAAGCAUCCCUUACGAACAGACCAUCAUCUUCCCAGCCAGCACGGGGCACAUCGUGGUGACAUCCGCCAACAGCACUUCUGGUGUGGUCGCAGUGUCUGGGCAAACACUGGGCGGGCCACACAACCUGAUGCGUCGCAGCACUGUGAGCCUUCUGGACACCUACCAAAAAUGUGGACUUAAGCGCAAGAGUGAGGAGAUCGAGAACACAAGCAGCGUGCAGAUCAUCGAAGAGCAUCCGCCAAUGAUUCAGAACAAUGCCAGUGGGGCCACUGUAGCCACUGCCACCACCUCCACGGCCACCUCCAAAAACAGCGGCUCCAACAGCGAAGGGGAUUACCAGCUGGUGCAACAUGAGGUGCUCUGUUCCAUGACCAACACGUAUGAAGUGUUAGAGUUUCUUGGCCGUGGGACCUUCGGACAAGUAGUUAAAUGCUGGAAACGUGGCACUAAUGAGAUUGUGGCCAUCAAGAUCCUAAAGAACCACCCUUCCUAUGCUCGGCAAGGCCAGAUUGAAGUGAGCAUCCUGGCUCGUCUGAGCACAGAAAGUGCAGAUGACUACAACUUUGUCCGUGCAUACGAGUGCUUCCAGCACAAGAAUCACACAUGCUUGGUCUUUGAAAUGUUGGAGCAGAAUCUCUAUGAUUUCCUAAAACAAAACAAAUUCAGUCCCUUGCCCCUUAAGUACAUUCGACCAAUUCUCCAGCAGGUAGCGACUGCCCUAAUGAAGCUGAAGAGCCUGGGACUGAUUCAUGCUGAUCUCAAACCAGAGAACAUCAUGUUGGUAGACCCAUCCCGACAGCCAUAUAGGGUCAAGGUCAUAGACUUUGGUUCAGCUAGCCAUGUGUCUAAAGCUGUGUGUUCUACCUACCUUCAAUCCAGAUAUUACAGAGCCCCCGAAAUCAUCCUCGGUUUACCGUUUUGUGAAGCAAUCGAUAUGUGGUCGUUGGGAUGUGUCAUUGCAGAGCUGUUCUUGGGCUGGCCGUUGUACCCGGGAGCUUCGGAGUACGAUCAGAUUCGCUAUAUUUCACAGACACAGGGCUUACCAGCAGAGUAUUUGUUAAGUGCAGGGACAAAGACUACGAGGUUUUUCAACAGGGAUACAGACUCACCGUAUCCUUUGUGGAGACUGAAGACGCCAGAUGAUCAUGAGGCAGAGACGGGGAUUAAGUCGAAGGAAGCGAGAAAGUAUAUUUUCAACUGUUUGGAUGACAUGGCACAGGUGAACAUGACAACAGAUUUGGAAGGAAGCGAUAUGUUGGUGGAAAAGGCGGACCGGCGGGAGUUUAUAGAUCUGUUAAAGAAGAUGCUGACGAUAGAUGCAGAUAAGAGAAUAACACCCAUUGAAACUCUGAACCACCCUUUUGUCACCAUGACCCACUUGCUGGAUUUCCCUCACAGCACACACGUCAAGUCCUGCUUCCAGAACAUGGAGAUCUGCAAGCGGCGGGUGAAUAUGUAUGACACAGUGAACCAGAGCAAGACACCAUUCAUCACCCAUGUAGCCCCAAGUACAUCGACCAACUUGACCAUGACUUUUAACAACCAGCUGAACACAGUCCACAACCAGACCACCAACCUGGCUCCCACCUCCUCCAGUGCCACUAUUUCCUUAGCCAACCCCGAGGUCUCCAUACUAAAUUACCAAUCUGCACUCUACCAGCCCUCAGCGGCGUCCAUGGCUGCGGUGGCCCAGCGGAGCAUGCCCCUGCAGACAGGAACAGCGCAGAUCUGCGCCCGGCCCGACCCCUUCCAGCAAGCUCUCAUCGUCUGCCCCCCAGGCUUCCAAGGGUUACAAGCCUCCCCUUCGAAGCACGCUGGCUACUCAGUUCGGAUGGAGAACGCCGUUCCCAUUGUCACUCAGGCUCCUGGGGCCCAGCCUCUGCAGAUCCAGCCAGGACUCCUCACACAGCAAGCGUGGCCCAGUGGCACCCAGCAGAUCCUGCUCCCUCCGGCCUGGCAGCAGCUGACCGGGGUGGCCACCCACACUUCUGUCCAGCACGCCACCGUCAUCCCGGAGUCCAUGGCGGGCACCCAACCACUGGCAGACUGGAGAAACACCCACGCCCACGGCAGCCAUUACAACCCCAUCAUGCAGCAGCCCGCGCUGUUGGCCAGCCACGUGGCUCUCCCCGCCACCCAGCCCGUCAACGUGGGGGUGGCUCACGUCAUGCGCCAGCCGCCCGCCGCCUCCGCCAGGAAGAGUAAGCAGCACCAGUCGGCACCCCGAAACGCGUCCACCUACGAAGUUUCAUCCUCUCAAUCCAUCAGCUCGCCCCAGCGGUCGAAACGAGUGAAGGAGAACACGCCUCCCCGCUGUGCCAUGGUGCACAACAGCCCUGCCUGCAGCACCGCCGUCACCUGCGGCUGGGGCGACGUGGCCACCAGCACCACGCGGGAGCGGCAGCGGCAGACGAUAAUCAUUCCCGACACCCCCAGCCCCGCAGUGAGUGUCAUCACUAUCAGCAGCGACACCGAUGAAGAGGAGGAGCAGAAGCACGCGCCCACCAGCACCUUGUCCAAGCAAAGGAAGAACGUCAUCAGCUGUGUCACCGUGCAUGACUCCCCCUACUCCGAUUCCUCCAGCAACAACAGCCCUUACGCCGUGCAGCAUCGCGCAGGGCAGAAUAACGGGAACACCUACGACACCAAAGGGGUUCCAGAGACUCACUGCAGUGGGAACCCCCGAACGAUCAUCGUGCCACCACUGAAAACCCAGGCCAGUGAGGUGUUGGUAGAGUGUGAUAGCCUGGCACCAGUCACCACCAGUCACCACUCAUCCUCCUACAAGUCCAAGUCCUCCAGCACCGUGACCUCCACCAGCGGUCACUCUUCAGGGAGCUCGUCUGGAGCCGUUGCCUAUAGGCAGCAGCGACCAGGAGCACAUUUCCAGCAGCAGCAGCCUCUUAAUCUAAGUCAGGCCCAGCAGCACAUCUCGACCGAUCGCGCAGGGAGUCACCGGAGACAGCAAGCCUACAUCACCCCAACGAUAGCUCAGGCCCCGUACUCUUUCCCGCACAACAGUCCCAGCCACGGGACGGUUCAUCCUCACUUGGCCGCGGCUGCCGCCGCUCACCUGCCCGCCCAGCCCCACCUCUACACAUACACCGCCCCGGCCGCGCUGGGCUCCACGGGCACCGUCGCGCACCUGGUGGCCUCCCAAGGGUCGGCGCGGCACGCCGUGCAGCACCCCACCUACCCCGCCAGCAUCGUCCACCAGGUCCCCGUCAGCAUGGGCCCGCGGGUUCUGCCCUCGCCCACCAUCCACCCGAGCCAGUACCAGGCUCAGUUUGCCCAUCAGACCUAUAUCAGUGCUUCUCCAGCCUCCACAGUCUACACUGGAUACCCACUGAGCCCCACCAAGGUCAACCAGUACCCUUACAUCUAAACACUGGAACACGGAGCGAGAGGCGCACCCGUCCCGGGGGAGCGAGGCGGCCGCUUUUGUACCGAAGGACGCGACAGACCGACAAUGCAACGGGAGGCUCUUGUGAAACUUGAACGAAGGAGACUUUGCGGAAGAAGCGGAAUGGAGCGAAGAAGGGGGAGAACCGAUUCUACACUUUUUAUUUAAAAAAAAAAAAAAAAAAAAAAAAAAAAAAAAAAAGAAAACGGGGAAAAAAAAAAAGAACAGAAAAAAAUAAAACAAACCACAAAAAACCCAACCAUUCUGCACCAAACUAGAGAGAGAGAAGCAGAAGGACCCUCCAGUGGGUCCUGUCUUUCGGAGAACUUCACCAACAGACUUUUAAAGGUUCUUUUCAUCCAAUAGUGAGCUACAUUUAGAAAAUUUGUUGUCCAGAACACCUAAAAUGAAAUCCAUUAGGUUUUUAAUCCAAUAGGUGUAUGGAUUAGGGAUUUAUCCAGCAUUUCAAAGGGUUUAUACCCCAUCUUUGCAGUGGUCUUCAUAUCCCAAAGCAUACGUGAGGUUUUGGGUUGGUUGUUUUUUUUUUUUUUUUUUUUUCUGGAAAUAGGAAGUGGGUAAGGGAGGCUGAGGGAGGAGGAGAAAAUGUCCCAGUGCUCUAAAUUCGGAUCUAGCACCGCUACACUUAAGCACGCCUGGGCAAAACAGGCCCUGCAGCACUGGUCGAGAGCAGAAGCAAUGGGGAUGUUUCUCCCUUUCCUUGAACACACUGGAUAAAUCCCUGAGAAAUGCUAUUCCUAAACGAGAUCUCUAAUAAUGUAUGUUGGAUUUCAGUUGCGUUUCAUUUGAUUUUAUUUCCUUUUCAAUCCCUAGCCGUUUUAGUAUAGGAGAAGACAUUUUAGCUGCCCCCCACCCCCACCCCCUGGUAGAAUGUAGCACUAUACAGGUCAUGCGCCCUUUUUACUAUUUUGUGUUGAACUUCAACGAUACCAAUAGACUAUUCCUCAAUGUGAUUGCACAAAGAAAAGUGAUAUAACAUAGGCAUGUAACAAAUGUGAUUGUCCAGGUAUGUUCGUGUGUGUGCGUGUGCGCGCGUGUGGGCGUGUGCGUGCAGAUGCUGCCUUCUCUCUGUGGUGUGUUCCUCGGCACAGCCAUUACAACUGUCACAGUCUUAGUUUUACAUCAUUCCCUCGUAGUGCCUUACCGAACUACAGACGCGGUUUAAGGGUUUACUUCCACUGGUACUCCUAGAAACUGACUGAGGCUAGUCGGAAUU